AUGGCCGUGAGCCCAACACUCGGCACUGGGCUGUUCAAUGGUGCCGGUCAAGCCCUGGCCACCGGUGGCCCGGCUUCAUUGCUAAUUUCCUACAUAUUUCUAUCACUAUUGGCCUACUUCAUGGUUACGACUGCCGCUGAAGUCGCUACUCAUACACCCUCUCGAAAUGCAUGGGAGGUUGCUGCCGGCUUUCUUCGCUGGUAUGCCUUGGUCAUGUUUGUCCCAUACGAGAUUACGACUGCGGUGGUGAACCUCGGCAUGUGGAAUCCCGGAUCUGCAAUCGCGGGCCAACUGUCUAUCAUCACGGCCGUCGUCGUAGGCUACAAUUUCAUUCCCGAGCGAUUAUCUGGGAGUUUCGAGAAGUUGCUCACCAGAAUCAAGAUCGGCACCAUGGCCAGUCUCCUUGUUCUGUCUAUUUCUAUUGCUAUGGGUGGUGCUACUGGACAUGAUAAGUGGGGAUUUCAGUACUGGAAGAGACCUGGUGCGAUGCGUGAAUACUUGGUAAAAGGCGCGAUGGGAAAGGUCUUGGGCUUGCUACAGUGCCUUCUAACCAGUUCCGUCGCCUUCGUCCUAGCCCCCGAAAUGAUCGUUCAACGUGCUGAGUCCCCCCCCAAGCACCGAUCUGGCCUGCCGCAACGGGUGACCAUUGACGUUGCUACUACGAUUGUACCAUAUAUCUUGAGUUCCUUGGCCAUGGGAUUGAUGGUCCCAUAUAACGAUCCUCUUCUUACCAACAAUGGAACUGGGGCAGGCUUAGCCCCUUUCGUCAUUGGACUCAACAUGGCGAAAGUUCGGAUUGUCCCCGUCAUCGCAACCGUAUCGAUCGUCUUUUCCUCGGUCGUCUCCGGUCAAUCGUUUUUGUUCACUGCUUCACAUGUAUUGGUCGCCAUGUCAGAGUAUGGCCACGGACCCAAAUUCUUCCAACUCCGCAAUAGACAUGGUAUUCGUUACGUGGCCGUCACAGUGUCCGCCCUGCCUGCUCUUCUUGCCUUCAUGUCCCUCGCGGUUUCCAGCUCAGCUGUGUCGAACUACUUUCUCCUCUUCCUCAACAGCUCCGGCUUCAUGUCCUGGCUCAUUACCGCCUCUGUAUACCACCAUUACAGACGAGAAAUGAAAUUGCGAGGCAUCACCCGCGCGUAUCGGUUCGACAUCCAACCCUUCGGUACAUACUUCGGGCUAGCUGCCAGUGCUGCAAUGAUUGUGGCCAAUGGCAUCACUGGAGCGCUUCCUGGUUCUCGGGCUGAGACUAGAGUUGGCAGGCUUCUCGCUGCUUAUAUCACUCUCCCCAUGUUCAGCCUUGUAUACCUUUUCCAUCGCUUCGGGGAUGUGAUUACCUAUCGCAAUCAAGAGAGCGAAGAGCACACUGGAGAUAGCGGCUCUGAUAAUCUCACAGAUCAACCUCCUCGUGAACGAAGCCCGGUAAAUGGGCGAUCCGAUAGUUUAUCAGCGCUCGAGAUGGAUCAAAUUUGGUCAUUGGCCAGGGAAGCUUAA
Penicillium maclennaniae is the source of this 1491-nucleotide messenger RNA. RefSeq names its product putative proline permease. The record is from RefSeq and is a predicted model, not a curated record. Gene Ontology annotation, molecular function: amino acid transmembrane transporter activity. The transcript is spliced from 3 exons. NCBI's taxonomy places the organism in Eukaryota, Fungi, Ascomycota, Eurotiomycetes, Eurotiales, Aspergillaceae. Gene Ontology annotation, cellular component: membrane. Gene Ontology annotation, biological process: amino acid transmembrane transport. The coding region runs from base 1 to 1491 and encodes 496 amino acids.